AUGGCUUCGACGCGUCAACCACCGCCCUUGCAUAUCUACCAGGACAUCGGGCCUACUUCUCAUCCUCCACCCCCGUCGGUGACUCAGCCUCCCAACAAUCAACCUGUCGCUUUGAAUCAUCCCAAUCGCCUGCAGCCCUCGCCCAUGCCUCUGCAGCCCAUGAGAAACGCGUCCAUCAACAAGAAUUUCGCUCUGAAUCCUCUUCCUCCUCAUGGCCAAACCAAUGUCUCCCCAGUCAAAUCCCAACGGCGUCCCAGCAUGUCUGCUUCGGGCGGCUACCACCGCGACAAACUGAACUUUGUUCCGAUUUCUGCACCUCAUCCUGUCGCUUUCACUACAGAUUCACCAACUAAACAUUGCCAUAACGGCCGGGCAUAUUCCCAGGCCGCGCCCCCAAUUGUACAGCAUGCUCUCUUCACCACCUUUUCCAGCAUUCCAACAACGGACCAUGGACCCGGAGCGCAUCCUAUCAGCAUGCCGCACGAUAAAAAAUUUCCCAACACCCCUGGUUUCCACCAACAUCCUAUUGCAUACUCGAACGCCAACCCAGCUAAACGGAUGUUAAAGGAGCCUGCACCGUUGAUGAGAGACCGCUCUUCCAAGAAGCUCAAGCGCGAGGAACCAUCCGCCGUUCAGUUACCUGAUCCCGUGGAUAUGCCUCUAAUUGAAGAUGAUGGCUCAAAGCCCCCGUAUAGCUACGCCAUUCUUAUCGGAAUGGCCAUCCUUCGCGCCCCAAAUAGACGCCUGACUCUUGCUCAGAUCUACAAAUGGAUCUCAGACACCUUUGCCUUCUACCGUGCUGGCGAUUCAGGUUGGCAGAACAGUAUUCGCCAUAAUCUAAGCUUGAACAAGGCUUUUAUCAAACAGGAACGCCCAAAGGAUGACCCUGGAAAGGGCAACUACUGGGCCAUUGAGCCGGGAAUGGAGGCCCAGUUUUUAAGAGACAAGCCCUCGCGCCGAAACGUGGUCGCUGGCCUUGCCCAAUCCACCCCUCGCACAGAGCCGUGCAUUGAAUCGUCAUUGCAACCUCACCUCUACUCCACGCCAAUUGCUGCUGUCCACGCCACCGCUGAUAUAAUUACAGCCCCUCCUGCCGUCAGUGUCACAGCUCCUUCUACCGACUCUGCUGCUCCUUCCUCCGCCCCCGGUGCCAGUGCACCCAUCGCUCAUACAUCGACUUACAUGCCACCCCCUACCGUUCAGCCAUCCGACAAGGCUGCCAAUGUAGACUUGUCUUCGGAUGCGACUCUACCUGCCUCUGACCCUGCGCUCCAGGAAGACAGUGGAGAUGAAGCUGGACGCCUUGCCAUACCUCAUUCAACCCGAUUGCCCCACUCUUCUCCUCCGAACCCCAUCCAUUCUUCCCCUCCCAUUGCGCCUCCACUCUUUCAUCGUCAAGCAACUCCCCCAACUCCGUCCCGUCCGCUGACGGCUUCAGCUGCCAUUCCGCGCUCAAGGAAGCGCAGCUCUGCCGCAAUGAAUGAUAGCGGCUAUUAUUCUUCACUCGAAUCUUCUGCCCUGCGACCACAUAAGGCCGGUCACAUCUUAACUUCUGAUUUGGAUAUCGAACCUCCCCGUAUUAAGCGAGGCCGCGCUGAAGAGGAAAUUGCGCGCAUGCGAAGCUCGUCCCAUGACAUUAGCCCGUUACGUAUUGACGCACUCAAAGACAAUAUCCAGUUGAUUGGGUCUUCACCUCUCCGACAUGGAUAUAACACCAUGCUUCCUCCCCCUAUUACCCCUGCCAUUAAAUUCAAGAAACCAAUCAAACCCCCUUCUUCAGUUUCUCCAAACACAAACUUACAAAACCACCGUAAGAAGAUCCAACAAAUGGUUAAUUCUCCAAUCAAGCGCUAUGGUUUGACAGACGAUAUUCUCCCUUGGAGCCCUGCCUUCAACAUCCAAGACGAUACUUUCGUCUCGAAUGACAAUCUCAACAUCCCGUUUGACAUAUUCUCUGAACAGUUCCCUUCGACUAUUUCCACGCCUUCCCAUGGCUCCCCAGAGAAGUGUUCAGCGAAGCAUCCCCGUUCGGGCAGACUGAAUCCAAGCAGCAAUAUGCUUGCAGAUAUCACUCAUCUCCACGGCAAUAGUCGACUAAACACUCCCACGCUCAAGCCGUCCAAAGUGAGAGGUCUGAAGUACAAUGAAUCUCCAUCUAAAAACCCCAAUACUUCGCAGUUCAACGACAUCUCCCAGGAUGACUUAUUCUCAUUUAAUCUCUUCAGCGAAGAUACUGCAGAGGUUGACGGAAUCGAUCUCUUGCAAGGGUUUGAGAAAAUCGGUCAGUCGGGCAAAGCUGAUAACUCUCCCAAGCAAUUUCUUCAGAAUCAGUCAUAUUUUGGAUCCAGAGGCAACGCCACCAACAAUAACCUGCGGCUUCAGUGA
This is a messenger RNA of Histoplasma capsulatum G186AR, 2385 nucleotides long. RefSeq names its product forkhead box protein L2. The transcript has a single exon. Gene Ontology annotation, molecular function: RNA polymerase II cis-regulatory region sequence-specific DNA binding; DNA-binding transcription factor activity, RNA polymerase II-specific. The coding region runs from base 1 to 2385 and encodes 794 amino acids. Gene Ontology annotation, biological process: regulation of transcription by RNA polymerase II. NCBI's taxonomy places the organism in Eukaryota, Fungi, Ascomycota, Eurotiomycetes, Onygenales, Ajellomycetaceae. The record is from RefSeq and is a predicted model, not a curated record.